AUGAUGUUAGUUUCGUUGAGUUCCCUUAUUUUGUUAUCGGUUUUGUCCGUCCAGUGUUUUUUUAUACCACCUUGGUAUUGCGACGAAUCAGGAAAGCUACUUUACGAAGAGAUUGGAUGCACACCAAUCAAAGGUUUCCGUAAUUGCGUUACUUCAUACAAUUGCUCAAAUUAUAGAUUACCAAAGCAGGGUUGUUUAUUUGAAAAACAUGUUUAUAAGGAUGGAGAAGCUAUUAAUGAUACAAAUCCAUGCCAUAAUUGUACUUGCGUCGGUAAUGCUAAAAAUGGAUCUAAAAUAGAAUGUCAUAACGUCAAAUAUACAGGUCCUUUUUUUCCUUUAAUCUUUGGAUAUGGUGGACCACCAUCUGAUUGUUACUUGAGUUAUGAAUUGAAUAAAUGUUAUCCUUCUAAAUUGAAGUGUCCCCCAUACAAAGAUAUGUCUAUCUGUGUUGUCGAUAGUAAAGUAUACAUAGAAGGAGAAAAAUUUCAACCAUAUGGUAAAUGUUUGGACUGCGUCUGUCAGAAGGGAUACAAUGGGACAUUCGUUGAGCCUUUCUGCAGGAAAAAUCGAUGCGACGUUGAAGUCAGAUAUUCCAAACAGAUAGUUGAUAAUUGCGCUCCAUUAUAUAAUAAUAACUACCCACUUUGUUGUCCAUAUGAUUUUAUUUGCCCAUCAAAUUCAAAAAUUGAACAUCUUGUAAAACAGAACUCAACUCAUCAUGUGGAAAAAUGUAAAUUCGGAACGCAAACAUUCAACAAAUUUGAUAGAAUGGAUUUGGUUUAUGGGAACAACAUUACAGCUAAUUGCGUGUGUAGUCUGCCUCCUCUAUUGACUUGUCGCAACUGAGACUUGAAGAAGCAAUAUUUCUAUCUUAAUCUAAAGUUUGCAAAUUUUAAUUGUAAAAAUCUUGUAACUUGAAAAUUUGAUAGAUUUCCUUAAGAAGAGGACUUUUAUUUAUUAUAUUUAGCCCUGUCUAUAUCUUUUAAUAAAAUAACUUACUAUUUUUCUUA
This is a messenger RNA of Nicrophorus vespilloides, 1010 nucleotides long. RefSeq lists its product as uncharacterized. NCBI's taxonomy places the organism in Eukaryota, Metazoa, Arthropoda, Insecta, Coleoptera, Silphidae. The transcript has 5 exons. The coding region runs from base 1 to 846 and encodes 281 amino acids. The record is from RefSeq and is a predicted model, not a curated record.